This is a messenger RNA of Drosophila persimilis, 3429 nucleotides long. RefSeq names its product protein groucho (gene gro). Gene Ontology annotation, molecular function: protein binding; transcription corepressor activity. Gene Ontology annotation, cellular component: transcription regulator complex; nucleus. The transcript has 13 exons. Lineage: Eukaryota; Metazoa; Arthropoda; Insecta; Diptera; Drosophilidae. The record is from RefSeq and is a predicted model, not a curated record. Gene Ontology annotation, biological process: regulation of DNA-templated transcription; negative regulation of canonical Wnt signaling pathway. The coding region runs from base 349 to 2541 and encodes 730 amino acids.
AAGAAAAGUAAUAUAACAACAAGAGCAAUAAAAACGCUUGCAAAAGAAAUUUGCUACGCUGCCUGCCUGCCUCACGCUCCACGUUCGGGCUCGCCUCGCCGCUAACCGGAAGGACGGAAGGAAACGCUGUGCCGGGGACGAGGGCGAAGACGAAGACGACGAGGACUACUCACUCCUACUCCUCAUCCCUUUCUCUCUCAUCCGGGAAACAAGAAGAACUAUUUGCGCUGGCUCCCAUAGCACGUUCAACGCUGUCGCUGUCGAAAUCCGGAAUUAUUCAUCUUACCAUUAUUGGGAGUGUUUUAGCCGGCACACAAUCAUUGCUGCUCCACAACCAUAAAUAACAACAUGUAUCCCCAACCGGUGCGUCACCCCGCGGCCGGGGGACCACCACCUCAGGGCCCAAUCAAAUUUACCAUUGCCGAUACAUUGGAACGCAUCAAGGAGGAGUUCAAUUUUCUGCAGGCACAAUACCACAGCAUCAAAUUGGAGUGCGAGAAGCUGGCGAACGAGAAGACGGAGAUGCAGCGCCAUUAUGUUAUGUAUUAUGAGAUGUCCUAUGGCCUUAAUGUGGAGAUGCACAAACAAACGGAGAUCGCCAAGCGCCUCAAUACACUGAUCAAUCAGCUACUUCCAUUCCUACAGGCCGAUCAUCAGCAACAAGUGCUGCAGGCGGUGGAGCGUGCGAAGCAGGUCACCAUGCAGGAGCUCAAUCUGAUCAUUGGGCAUCAGCAGCAACAUGGAAUACAACAACUUUUACAGCAAAUACACGCACAGCAGGUGCCAGGCGGACCGCCACAGCCGAUGGGUGCACUGAAUCCGUUUGGUGCCUUGGGUGCCACCAUGGGACUGCCGCACGGGCCACAGGGUUUGCCCAAGGCGCCGCCAGACCAUCAUAGGCCGGACAUAAAGCCCACAGGGCUGGAUGGACCGGCAGGCGCCGAAGAGCGUUUGCGCAAUUCAGUUUCGCCAGCGGAUCGUGAGAAGUAUCGUACACGCUCGCCGCUGGACAUUGAGAAUGACUCGAAGCGUCGGAAAGAUGAAAAACAACUGCAAGACGAUGAAGGCGAGAAAAGCGAUCAAGAUUUAGUCGUAGAUGUUGCAAAUGAAAUGGAAUCCCACUCUCCACGUCCCAAUGGCGAGCAUGUGGAGGUACGCGAUCGUGAAAGCCUGAACGGCGAACGUCUGGAGAAGCCCAGCAGUAGUGGCAUCAAACAGGAACGUCCGCCCUCGCGCUCUGGCUCCAGCUCGUCACGUUCCACACCCAGCCUCAAGACAAAAGAUAUGGAAAAGCCGGGCACACCGGGCGCCAAGGCACGAACACCGACACCAAACGCUGCCGCACCAGCGCCGGGUGGCGUUAAUCCUAAACAAAUGAUGCCGCAGGGACCACCGCCAGCCGGAUAUCCGGGGGCACCGUAUCAGAGACCACAAGAUCCCUACCAGCGUCCACCAUCGGAUCCAGCCUAUGGACGACAGCCACCAAUGCCGUACGAUCCGCAUUCGCAUGUGCGAACAAAUGGCAUUCCACAUCCCUCAGCCCUGACGGGUGGAAAGCCUGCAUACUCUUUCCAUAUGAAUGGUGAGGGUAGCCUACAGCCGGUGCCAUUCCCGCCAGAUGCGCUGGUAGGCGUUGGUAUACCUCGGCACGCCCGUCAGAUCAAUACGUUAUCGCACGGCGAAGUCGUCUGCGCCGUGACAAUUUCAAAUCCUACAAAAUACGUUUACACGGGCGGCAAGGGGUGCGUCAAGGUCUGGGACAUCUCACAGCCGGGCAACAAGAACCCCGUCAGUCAGUUGGAUUGCCUGCAGCGAGACAAUUAUAUACGCUCGGUGAAGCUACUGCCCGAUGGCCGGACGCUGAUUGUGGGCGGCGAGGCAUCGAAUCUGUCGAUAUGGGACCUGGCCAGCCCAACGCCCAGGAUCAAGGCCGAACUAACCUCAGCGGCGCCCGCCUGCUAUGCGCUGGCCAUCAGCCCCGACUCGAAGGUGUGCUUCUCGUGCUGCAGCGACGGCAACAUUGCCGUGUGGGAUCUGCACAACGAGAUACUGGUACGCCAGUUCCAGGGACACACCGAUGGUGCCUCGUGCAUUGACAUCAGUCCGGAUGGCUCGCGAUUAUGGACGGGCGGUCUCGACAACACGGUGCGCUCGUGGGACCUGCGCGAGGGCCGCCAACUGCAGCAGCACGAUUUCAGUUCUCAAAUAUUCUCGCUUGGCUACUGUCCCACAGGUGACUGGCUGGCUGUGGGCAUGGAGAACUCACACGUGGAAGUAUUGCAUGCAUCGAAACCGGACAAGUAUCAACUGCAUCUGCACGAGAGCUGUGUUCUGUCGCUGCGAUUUGCCGCCUGCGGCAAAUGGUUCGUUUCAACCGGCAAAGACAACCUGCUUAACGCAUGGCGAACACCAUACGGUGCCAGCAUAUUCCAGUCGAAGGAAACAUCAUCCGUACUUAGCUGCGACAUAUCAACUGACGACAAAUACAUUGUGACGGGCUCGGGCGAUAAGAAGGCUACUGUCUACGAAGUUAUUUAUUAGAAGAUCCGAACCUACUCCACCACCACACAACACCACACCACACCACACCAAGCAGUUUUUUCAUUUUGUAAUAAGCGCGUAUAGUUUUUAUUACAUUACAAAAAAAACACACACACACACACACAACACACAGACACAAAAUGUUCGAACUCAUGCAAAUAGAAAAAGAAAACUUAAAACAAAAUGCAUCAGCAUCAAGCAUCCGCAGCAGCAAAAACAACAACAUCCAAAACAACAAAAGAAGAAUAAAGGCAGCACGAGCGAAGCAGAAAUGAGAAAGAGAGAAUUCUAUAAUAUAUAUACAAAACAAAACAAAACAAAAACAAAAACGAACGGAAAAAAAUAAAAAUUUAAGCGUACUUGUAGCUACUAAGCCUAAGCCUAAGUCCAAUAAAAACCAACAACACACACAAAUUGCAAGUAAAACAAAGAAGAAAACAAGAGCAAAUAAAUUGAUGAGCGAGCAACAGAAACGAGUAUAUAUGAAAAGAAAGUAAUAAUAAAUUAGAAAACAGAAAAACAGUCGGCGUUACCUAACCCCCACGUUCCAUCUAGACAGGAGAACCGAACCACUUAAUGAAUGGUGUGCCGGUUGUCUGUAUGGAUUAGUCAUUGCAAGUGCAGGAGCAGGAAGCGUUGAGAUUAUAUGAUACGACGAUAUGCUAGCUGAAGGAAAUGGAAGUAUCGAAGUGGAGUGCUUUUAGUUUUUGUUUUGAAAUGUGAAUGUUUGUUUUUUGUAAUUUAGCUGAGAAUCAGAUCAGGACAGGACAAGUAACUCGAUAUAAUGCAAACAAAACAAAUGUAAUUUUUAAGUUGCCCCAACCCCCCGCCCACUCCCUACCCCUCACACACACACACACACAUACAGACACACACAUUUGCAUUAAA